UGAGACCAUCACCAGCAGACAAACGGCUCAUCGUGCUAGUUCCACCAUGGCACGCCAUCUAGCGGGGCUUCUAGUCUCAUGCCUCGCAUUAUGGUUUACAAACACAUUGGCGAGCGAUCAAGGUAAAAGGCAAACAGAAAAACCGGCAUGCACCUCACAGUCGGACGUGGUGUUUGUCGUCGACUCGUCGGAAGCUGUCAGCAGAGUGAACUACGACAAAGAACUGAACUUUGUCAAGCAGACUGUGAACAACUGGAACAUCGGGCCGUACGGUGUUCAGGUAGGACUAGUCACUUUCGGCUCCACGGCCCGGGGAGUCUUCAACCUCAACUCCCAUUCCACUGCAGCGGAUGUGACGCAAGCGAUCAGCAACGCCCCCAUGGUGGGUGGGCAGGUGAACAUCCAGGAAGGCUUGCGCUUCGCGAUGGAUAACAUGUUCACUCCUCAGACCGGGGUGCGAGAUCAGACAGCAAGAGUUAUGGUUCUUGUGACUAAUGGCCACUCGGCCAACCCUGCUCUCAGCAUCCUUCAGGGCCAAACUGUGCAGAACAAUGACAUCCAAGUGUACACCGUGGGUGUCGGGGCAGGUGUGGACCAGACUGAGUUGAAAGGCAUCGCCAGCAGCCCUGAUACCCGGUAUUUCUACCGGGCUGACACUUAUGACUCGGCUGCUGCUCUAUCUGCAAUCAUUGGACCCAAGAUUUGCAAUGAGAUUCCAAUGGACCCCAACUUUCUCCCACAAGUUUCUACACAUCUGCGUAAGGCAGACAUCGUCUUCCUCCUCGAUUCGUCCUCCAGUAUCGGCAAAGACAACUUCCACAAGCUGGAGGACUUCCUGAAAGACGUGGCCAGCAAGCUGCCGGUGUCCCAGGACGGUAUUCACGUGGGUCUCAUGCAGUACAGCAGCUACCCGUCCCUGGAGUUCCCCCUCAACCUCUAUUCCUCCCGCUACGAUGUGCUAAAGGCCAUCGACAGGCUACAUGGGGGCGGGGCCAACACGGCCGACGCGCUGCAGUUUCUCAGGCAACAGGUGUUCUCGCAGAACGCUGGCGCCAGACCCGGGGUGCCGCGCAUCGGAAUCGUCAUCACAGAUGGCGUGUCUUCCAACAGCGCUAACGUAGCUGUUCAAGCGGACUAUGCCCGCCUGGACAACAUCGGGCUGCUGGCCGUGGGUGUGGGGCCGGACAUGAACACAGCUGAGCUUCAGUCCAUCGCAGACGACCCAGACUCAGCACACAUGUUCAGUGUGCGGGACUACGACCAGCUGCCCACAGUCAUCGACAAACUCAUCGACGCCAUGGCCGCAGUUCGAGCAACGGUUUCUCCAAUAACUUCUGGUUCGUCUGGAGGCACCCUACCGCCAGACCCGUGUCGGGAUGCUAUCUCGAACUGUAACAACUACCCAGAGAACACUUGCACAGAGUACCUGGAGUGGUCCCGAGCCAACUGUCAGCGUCACUGCGGCUUCUGCACCCCCCUCUACACCUCAGCCCCACCCGCCUGUGACGACAAACUCACCAACUGUGCUGCUUACGGCAUCUCAGCCUGUAGUGGGGUCUACCUCGGGUGGGCGCAGGAAAACUGUCAGCGCUUCUGUGGAUACUGCGGCCCUAACACGCAGUCGCUUGGCUAUUACAGCCAGUGCUACUACAAAGGUCAGGCGUACCGCACGGGUCAGAAGUGGGUGGACGGCUGUGACUACGAGUGUGUGUGUGAAGAUGGCGACACUGGGCGAUACCGCUGCUUCAACAGGUGUCCCGUCUACUACAACCUUCCCUCGCAGUGCACGCUGGUGAAAGACCCUAGUCAGUGCUGUCUACAGCCUCGUUGCUAUUUCGACCAGACGGUCAACGUCAUUUCCGGUUCGGCCAUCGGCACGGUCAAUGGAAUCAAAACCUGUCAGUAUAAGGGUGUAGACUACUACGAGGGUCAGCAGUGGCAAGAUGGAUGUGACUUCCAGUGCACGUGCACCGACGCUAGCACCGGUUCCUAUCGGUGCCAUGACUACUGUGCAGCGUAUCCCAGCAUGCCCAGCUACUGUCGUCUGGAGAAGGACGCGGGCUCGUGUUGCGCCAGGCCCGUGUGCGAGUUCGCCAUGCAACAGGGCAGCUUCACUGGCCUCGGCUCUGUCAGCGGCAAUGGCAUCAACAAUCCACCCGCCACUCUGCCUCCCUGUGUGGAUGCUGUGGACAACUGCGCCAUGUACGGUAAGGUCGCCUGUACAUCCUACAGGACCUGGGCCCUCCAGAACUGUCGCCUCUUCUGCGAGCUGUGUGGCGUUGACAGAGACCCUGGCCCAGAAGAUCUGUGCGUCUUUGACGGUAAACAAUAUUCCAGGACCAGUCCUGGUUCGUUGGCUCCAACACCAUCUGUAACUGUGAAAAGGCCACGCAGGGCUUCUACCGCUGUAACAACCUAUGCCCAACCUACACCAACGUGCCACCUAACUAAAGAGAUGAAGGUCAACGGCAGCUGUGCUGUUAUGCAGUGCGCCACGGGGACUUUUUACUCCUCCUCCCUCAACUACAACACCAUCGGAGCAGGCGGCAACAUCGUCACGGGAUCCGGCAGUUACGUGGCCCCUACGUUGGCCUCUGGUGCUGUGGCGCCCCCUGGCACGGGUGGUACGGCAGCCCAGGCAUCUGCCAUUUCCGGAUGUCUGUACAAAGGUCAAGUGUACGUUGAAGGACAGCUCUGGGAGGAUGGCUGCGACAGGUCGUGCGAGUGUCAGAAUGCGAUGACUGGACAGUACCGCUGUCGCGCCAGGUGCCCCACCUACAACAACGUGCCCGACACGUGCCAGAUGGUGGUGGACGAGAGCGACACGUGCUGCAGCAAGCCGCACUGCACGGGACCUGAUGCAGCAAAAAUAGUCAUCAUUCCUGUCUACGGGGAGUACCGCAGUCAGAUGGGAGUGGCCCAGCCGCCACCCACCAAAGACCGUUUUGCCGGUACCGGGGGAUACUUUGGACCCGAGUCGGGUAUGCACACCAUCUUAGAGUUCGGAUCCACGGUGGCUCCCCCUACAGCCGGUGACUUCACUGCGGGCGGCGUGGGCUACUGUCAGUACAAAGGUCAGACGUACAAACAGAAAGAAACUUGGGAAGACGGGUGUGACUACAACUGUGUGUGCGACAACGCCUACAACGGCCACUACACCUGCGUCGACAAGUGCGUAAAGUACAUGAACAUACCGGAGCCCUACUGCCGUCUGGUGACAGAUCCUCGCAACUCCUGCUGCAAGAUCCCAGACUGCCUCUUCACCGCCCCCUACGGUCUCGUCACUGGUCUAGCCACCAUCCAGCCCUCCCAAGGCUCCUCCCACCCCACCAGCAUUCCAGCAACUCCAGGCUUUGCAUUCUGCAUCUACAACGGAGCUCACUACGACCGCAACCAGGUGUGGUACCAAGGGUGCGACUACAAGUGUACGUGUGAAGAUCCAGCUAUCAACAAAUAUAGAUGCGUGUCCAGAUGCCCUUCCUACGAGAACCUGGAUCCCAAGUGUACGCAAGAGCGGGACCCCAACGACCCCGCCUGUUGCAGUGUGCCCCGAUGCCCCACCCCGCUGCCCCAGCACACACUUUCUCCCAACCCCACUGCGUCCGCGGUCACCAUACCCCCAGGCUUCGUCACCGGUGACAACAGCCCUCCCGGUGCCACGGGAAGUACCGUUACAGGGUCAUGUGAAUAUAACGGACAGAAAUAUCAGCAGGGCGAGAAGUGGGAGGACGGGUGCACCUACAACUGCGUCUGUGAAGAUGCUACGACCGGCAAGUACAAGUGUACGGAAAAGUGUACCCGUUACGAUUCAAUUCCUGAGGGUUGUCGUCUGGUGUCUGACUUUGCCAACCCCUGCUGCACAGUCCUGAGAUGCAACCCCACCCUCUUAAUCCCUAGUCUGGUGUCAACUGUCCACCCGGAUCCCCAUUCACCUCAGACCACACCCAGUCCUACCGCUUUCUGCAUCUACAACGGUGUAUCUUACAGCCAGGGCAAGACCUGGAGCGACGGCUGCGACAAGUCCUGUCGUUGUGAUAACGCAAACACCGGGGUAUACACGUGUACCCAGAGAUGUAUGGUAUACGACCAUCUACCUCCAGAGUGCAAGCUAGUCACAGACACACGAGAUCAGUGCUGCCUAGUGCCCCAGUGUGGAAUUCCUCAACCCUCCAUCACAAACGCCCCUACACCUAACAGCCAACCACCGACGCCAACUGUCAACCCCUACACCGGCUCUCCAACACCUGGCCCAGUCCCUGUGGUAUCUGCAGGUGUUGUGUACCCUACCCCGACAGCCGUCAUCGGCAAGGUGACUGGAACUGCCUACUAUCCUCCACAAGGAACUGAACCAGGUGGUGUGACACCUACCCCGAGACUUCUGACCUACUGUGAGUACAAGGGUGUCCAGUACCAGCAGGCGCAGACGUGGACGGACGGGUGUGACUUCAACUGUCAGUGUGUCAACGCCCUGCAAGGCAAAUAUGAGUGCACGGAAAGAUGUCCCCGCUACCCGAAUCUUCCACCUGAGUGUCGCCUGGUCAAGAACAUUGCAGACCCAUGUUGCGAGCACCCUGAAUGUGGCCCUGCGCCCACCCUAGCGCCAACUACCCACGCAACCGGUUCUACCAUCGCCCCACCUCUGGGUGCGACUACAACAACGUUGAACCCCAACCCUACAACACGGAUUCCCCCAACACCUGCGGACGUAUGUGUGUACAAGGGAAAAGCCUACAGCCAGGGACAACGGUGGUACGAUGGUUGUGACUAUCAGUGCGUUUGCGAGAAUGGACCACAAGGCCUGUACACCUGUAAUGACAGGUGCCCAGUCUACCAGGGGACACUACCACAGUACUGCACCAUGGUACCAGCGCCCGUUGAUCCCUUCUGUUGUGAGGUCCCGCAGUGCGACCUUCCUCCCAGCUUCGCCAACUCCACCGGCUUCAUCAUCCCCACUCCUCCUCUCCCGGUGAUAAAAGGCGGCAGUGCCACCCCUAUCCCAACUCCCCCUCCAGGCCUCCCUUCACCAGGAAGCCUUCUGAGUACUAUAGCACCUGUUCCUGGGCAGACAACCUCCUCUCCUGCACCAACAAUCCCCAGCAAUGUGUGUGUGUACGGCGGCAAGACGUACGAGCAGGAUCAGAUGUGGCGCGACAGCUGCAGCUACAACUGCGUGUGUGACAACGCCAGUGCUGGGCGCUACACGUGCACAGCAAUCUGCCCCAAGACACCACCGUCACUGCCUCCGCGCUGUCGUCUGGUUCGCGACAGCAACAACCCCUGCUGCCAGAUCCCCUACUGCGACCUUACUGCGCCUCCCACUGCCUCCACCAUCACACCCCCAGCUGGAGUCACGGGAGUGUCGCCGUCCUUAGAUCACAGCUCCAGCUCCAACUCCAACUCCAACCUCAGCCCUACAGACAAAGUCAAGGUGUGCGUGUAUAACGGUGUGGCCUUCGGCCAAGGCCAAACGUGGGAAGAUGGGUGUGAUCUCAGCUGUGUGUGUGAGGACGCCAGCGCCGGUUACUACAGGUGUAACCAAAGGUGCCCCCGCUACGACCAGCUUCCUACCGGUUGCGUGCUGACGACGGAUUCACGGGAUUCGUGCUGCAGCGUGCCCCUGUGCCCUCCUGUCCAGCCGCUAGUGUCAGUAACUCCCUCUGACAAUUCCACUAUGCCCCCUGACGGCUUCACCCCUAUCUCGCCCUCUCCAGGCGACGGGAGCAUCCCCCAGGCCACCCUCGCUCUGCCAUUCGCCAUUCCGACGGCCAUACCGGGAAAAAUCGAGGGGCAGGGCAUGGUGCCCACUCUUGAGCCGACCAAGCAACCUGACCCCAACAACCCGUCUCCCUCCAUUGCUCCAACAAGAGCGAACGGCUGCUUGUACAAGGGGACAACGUAUCAACGAGGUCAGCAGUGGUCUGAUGGAUGUCUGUACAACUGCGUGUGUGUCGACGAGGUGUCCGGGCGGUACACCUGCACUGAAAAAUGCCCAGUCUACCCAAGUAUCCCACCCUACUGCCAACUCAUCAACGACCCCAAGGAGCCGUGCUGCAAGACUCCGCAGUGCCUUCCUUCCCCGCUCCUCCCUCCAACAAUCGCACCUUCGGGCUCAUCGGCUAUUCCCUCAGUUGGAAGCACAGUCCCUCCCCCGACUGGCCCUACCCCUUUACCAGUCAGUCAUACCACCAUUGCUCCUGUUCUAACAGAUGUCUGUCAAUACGGCAGCAAGAUGUACACUCAAGGACAGCAGUGGGACGACGGCUGCAGUAAGCGAUGUGUCUGUGAAAAUGCCAAGACUGGUUUUUACAGAUGUUCAGACAGGUGUGCCGAGUACCCGCUCGCGAAAGGCUGCAUCAUGGUUCCUGACCCCAGUGACCCCUUGUGCUGCGAGGUGCCGCAGUGUACACCGACCCCCAACCCAUCGUUCGACAGUCCCACCCCUGGCCCCACCAUCAUCGUCACCCCGCCGCUCGGCAAUGUCACUGGCCUUGCACCCGUACCUACUCCGACAACCGCACAUCCAGGGGACAUCACUCCAACGCCCCAGUUCGGGUGCCUGUACAAGGGUAACUUGUACCGCCAGAAACAGCAGUGGCAAGAUGGCUGCGACUUUAACUGCGUGUGUGAAGACGAGGUCACGGGGUUGUACCAGUGCACACAAAGGUGUGCCCCCAUCAGCUAGUGCCUCCACGCUGCCGCCUUCAGCCGGACCCCAAGGACUUCUGCUGCCUGCAACAGGUGUGUGACUACAGCCAGCCUGUCCCUACCUACGUGGUUCCUCAACCUGGACAGUCUUCUGGCUCACCUGGCCCGUCACCAAUCUCGGGGGACGUCACCUGCACCCACUCAAGUCUCCGUGUGCGUGUACCAGGGUGUGACGUACGCCCAAGGAGCAUCGUGGAAAGAAGGUUGCAGCCGUUCCUGUCGUUGCGACGAUGCAGCAAACAACGUUUACUCGUGUUUCGACAGGUGUCCCACGUACCAGCUGCAGGCCGGGUGUCGCCUGGUCACUGACCCUCAAGACACGUGCUGCCAGGUAGCUGACUGCGCCGUUCUCGUCACCCCUAUUCCCACCCAGACCGCCCAGCCCACACCAUUUCCCAAUGGUUCCUACCCAGUCCCAGAAGCUACCCCAUCCAAGGCGCCAGGUCUCAUCCCUCAAGUCACUCCCAGUCCGGUGCCAGUGGGAAUUCCUGGAAUCGUAAUGGGAACUCCGCCCACCCCAACAGGGUUCUGCGAGUACAAGGGUGGCCGCUACAACACCGGUCAGACGUGGGAGGAUGGUUGUGAAUAUCGCUGUGAGUGUGUUGACGCCGGCACUGGUCUGUACAGAUGUACACAGAAGUGUGCGCCGUACCCCAACAUACCCACCUACUGCGUCAUGGUGCGGGACCCGCGGGACCAGUGCUGCGAGACCCCCUACUGCCCCGGCCUGCUCGUCCCUCCUACCCCAACACCCACCCAAAUGUCGGGCAUCAACCCCACGCCGGUGGCUGGUUCGACCACUUCCCCCCCACCAGGUGUUACUCCUUCGUCAUCACCCACACCUUCCUACGUGCUGCCCACGCUGUUCAUCGGCAAUGUUCCCCUUCCUACAGGUAGCAGCAACCCGCUGCCCAAAGAGAUCUGCGUCUUCAAGGGCAAGGCCUACACCCAGGGUCAGCAGUGGUACGACGGCUGCGACAAGAUCUGUGUCUGUGAGGACGCCAAGUCUGGCUUCUACAGCUGCACUGACCGGUGUGCUCAGUUCCCCGAUCUCGCUCCAGGCUGUAUCAUGGUUCCAGACCCCAAGGACCCGUCUUGCUGUCAAGCGCCACAGUGCACGACCCCAACCAAUCCUAAUGUUCCACCCACGGGAGUAUUUGGACAAGUCCAGGGCAACCGUCUGACCCCGACCCCUACCCCAUGGGAUGGUCUCUCUCCUACUAUCGGCAGCCACCUCCCACAAGUGGCCAGCACGUGCGACUACAAGGGCACGAGCUACUCUCAGGGUCAGACGUGGCAAGAUGGAUGCGACUUCAACUGUCAAUGCGUCAACUCCACUAGCGGUCUCUUCCGUUGUACAGACAGGUGUCCACGGUACCCCAAUUUACCAACAACCUGCGUGACGGCGUAUGACCCCAGUGACCCCUGUUGCCAGAAAGUGCUUUGUGGAGACAAUGUUCCUACCCUUCCACCCACCCUUGUCCCUCCCACAUGCGUACAGCCCACCCCUGAUCCAAACGCCUUCUGUGUUUACAAUGGCGUCCCAUUUCGCCAGGGCCAGACUUGGAACGUGGGCUGUGACAAGAUCUGCAAGUGCCAGGACCCCAUGACACGCUUGAUCACGUGCAAUGACAGGUGUCCAAGCUACCCGACCAUUGGCGACGGCUGCACGCUGAAGACGGACCCAAGUGACUCGUGCUGUCAGGUACAGGACUGUCCCGUCAGUCUCGUGCCGGGUACCCAGACCCUAGUGCCACCCGUCAAAGGUAUUAUCACUGGAGGCACCAUACCUCAAGCAGUUGGACAGGUACCAUCAUUCAUCGGAGCCCCAACAGAUGGGUGCGUGUACAACGGGCAGACCUACAAAGCGGGCCAGACGUGGAGUGACGCGUGUACGUACACGUGUGUCUGCACGGACUCUUCGGGGAAAUACGUCUGCUCCGAGAAGUGUCCGAGAUUCAACAACCUGCCGGCCACGUGCACGCUGGUCCAAGACCCACGUGACCCUUGCUGCAAGGCCGCGUACUGCCCUGACCUUCCUGUGCUUCCGGCUGUAGGUACCACACCGAGUCCCCAGCCUGGGGUGUCUGCUAGUGUCCCCCAGCCUACGGUGGCAAAUAUGCCUCAAGACGUUUGCGUGUACAAGGGUCAGUACUACAAGCAGGGGCAGAUCUGGUACGAGGGCUGUGAACAAAGAUGUCGCUGCGAGGACACUGCGCGCAAUUUUUAUCGUUGCGACGACAGAUGCUCCAAAUUUCCGGCUGUUCCAUCGGAGUGCACCAUGGUGCCCGACCCCCAGGAUCCUGUUUGCUGCAAGAAACCUGAGUGCCCCCUGUUUCCAACUGGAUCCCCCAGUCCAACGGCAGGUUACAUUCGGCCUUCGCUGGUGCCACCUGUCGGGGAAGUCACCGGCUCUGGAAAAAUCCCCGUCCCCACCCCAACACAACCUGGACAAACCACCCUUCAACCGCUUCCUGCAACAGGCUGCUACUACAAGACCUUGGUCUACCAGAAGGAUCAGUCGUGGGACGACGGCUGUGAUUUCACGUGCAAGUGUGUCGACGAACAGACGGGAUUGUACCGCUGCAAGGACAAGUGCUCUUCACUGGUCAGUAACCUACCCAACCCUGACCGGUGUCGUCUAGUCCAAGACCCGCUGAACCCUUGCUGCUCUGUGCCCUACUGUGACUUCUCCAACCCGACACCUAUUUUCCCCAACCCCUGUUGUCACCCCCACGACAGGACCUGAUGGGUCUGUUAUUUCAGUACUCUGCCACCAGCUUCUGGCUCCAAACCACCAGGCUUUUGCGUGUACCAGGGUGUGUACUAUCGCCAGGGUGACGAGUGGAACAACGGUUGCAGCCAGCGGUGUCGCUGCGAGGACGUCAGCACCGGCUACUACACGUGUUUUGACAGAUGUAAAAACUUCGAGAACCUUCCUAAAUCUUGCUCUCUGAAGACCGAUCCUUCUGAUCCGUGCUGUGUGAUACCCGACUGUAACAUCUAUCCGACACCUGGACCUCCAUCUCCCUCCGGCGUUUCCGGAGGAACCUCCCCACCGUCAGUGCUGGUGCCUGUCGCCGCUGUGGGUGGCACCUUCAAUGGCGUGGGCGGCACCAAUCCAGUGGGGCUGGGAUCCAACCCCAGCAAUUUCGGCGGCACCAGAAGCGUGUGUGUGUACAAGAGCCAGACCUACAGUCAGGGUCAGACGUGGGAGGAUGGCUGCAGCUACCAGUGCGAGUGCAUCGACGCCGCCAGGGGGCAGUACUCCUGCACCGACAAGUGUCCAGCCUACUACUUCCUGCCCCCCAGCUGUUACUACAAGGACAACCCCUCCAAUCCCUGCUGCAAAUUUGUGUCCUGUGAGGGCACUCCUCCACCCUCCACCACCAGCACCAUGCCCCCUGUCAGCGUCCCUGUCGUGGUCAAGCCAGACACCUGCGUGUACCUGGACGGCCAGCACUACAACACCGGAGACAGCUGGUCCGCUGGCUGUGAUGCCACCUGUAAGUGCGACAACGGGACCACCAACAAGUACACCUGUCUCUCCAGGUGCCCCGCCUUCUCCUCCCUCCCGAAGUACUGUUCCCUCAUCCCCGACCCGCAGGACCAGUGCUGCGAGGCUCCGGCAUGCGAGGGGCAGCAACCCAUGGUAGGCACCAACCAGCCGACUCAGUCGCCGUUCCUGCCGCCUAACGUAACCAACGUGGUGCCACUGGGGACACAUAGCAUUGUGUCAGGAACCAGUUCUGUGGCGGAAAUUUCACAGAGCUCUGGCAUCUCCGGUGGCAGAAGUGCUUGCGUAUACAAGAACCACGAGUAUCACCAGGGCCAGUUCUGGGAAGAUGGUUGUGACUUCGUCUGUUCUUGCGAAGAUGAAGCUACUGGCUCGUAUAAGUGCAUUACAAAGUGUCCCAAGAUGCCGCCUCUGCCCACAUAUUGUGUCAUUGUCAACGUACCGGGGCAAUGCUGUCCGUCAAUUACCUGUGAAAUACCCGGCAAGGGCACGUACAACCCGGUACCCGAGUUGAUACCGAGCAUCCUGUCUCCUCAAGGACCCGCUCCGUCCUCAAGCCCCCAGAUCCUGGUAAUCGUCGAUAACACGCAAAUAUCGGGAGCUCGUCCGCAGGGUGGAGGAGCCACUCUACCUCCCAACAUAGACGUUGGGGGCAUCACGGACAUGUGUGUCAAGGACGGCCGAGUGUACAACCAGGGUGAAAAGUGGACGGAGGGCUGCGACUAUGACUGCGAGUGUCUGGACGGACGGUCGGGGUACUAUGAGUGUAAACCAAAGUGCCCGACGUAUGACAACCUUCCGAACGCCUGCACGUUGGUGAAACAAGGCUGCUGCAACGCUGUCAUCUGCACCAAUCCCGAUGGCACGACGGUGGACCUGACCCAGAACCCCUCCGCCGUCGACAUCUUCUCCGUCACCUCCGUGGCGGCCUCCGGCUACUCUGGCUUCCGCGCGGGCUACCAGAUGUCGCAGGGAUCGUUUUUCGGCAGCUCCCAGGCGGCCUGCUUGUACAAGGGAAAGGUCUACAACACGGGCGACAAAUGGGAGGACGGCUGCGACUUCUUGUGCACCUGUGAGGAUGCCACCACCCACCAGUUCGUGUGCAAGCCUAAGUGUCAGCGCUACCUGCAGAUCCCCAGCACGUGCAAACGGUUGAAGGACCCUCAGGGCUGUUGCGAGGUGCUGGACUGCACGGUGCCCGUCACGACUACCCCGAACCCAGCGUGCAUCGACCCCCUCAACAACUGCCCCGACUACGGCAAGGAGGCCUGCGGUGGAGAGUAUGAACCCUGGGCCCGGCGUAACUGUCCUUACUACUGUGGUUACAAACAGUGUGGUGGUGAAGAGAGCACAACUCCCGGCUCUUGCGUGGACAAGUUGCCAAACUGCGUGGAUUACGGGAAGGACGCGUGUACUGGCCAAUACAUUCCCUGGGCAAGCGAGAACUGCCCUGCUUACUGCGGGAUGUGCUCAACAGCAGUGACCACCCCUGGCGGGUCUCAGUGCUUUGAUCUGCUAGAAGACUGCAGUAGUUACGGAGCUUCUGCUUGUCAGCCGCCGUACACCGAAUGGGCGCGCACCAACUGCAACAGAACGUGCGGCUUCUGUGGAUACGUCGUCGUUGUGGUCACCGGUGGCGGGUUCUCUGGCACCUCCGGCCCGAAUAUGAUUGUUUCCGGACAAGGCUCGGAGUUUCAUGGUUACAGCCAGCCUGGCUGGGUGACACUGCUGAAGGGGGUGGCCGGGGUGGAGAACGAUGACCUCUUCCAGCUGUGGUCGUCAACGGACACACGCAAUGAAAACAACGAAAUGGCCAAACGACCGACGGCAGAGUUCCACGGUAACUACAAGCCAGCCUUGUCCAAUUACUGGGACCAGUGCAACUUCGACCAGGUCAAGGUGUCUGUGUGGAAUAAUGGUGAGGAAAAGGCCAAUAUUAUUUUUGAUGCCAAGGAUGCGAACAAAAUGAACUGGUUUGACCCCACCCGUAUUAUCACCUCCACCUACAACGACAUCAAGUCGGCCCAGUUUAACUUCUUCAGUCUCCAAGGGGACGCUUCAAUGGGACGCGAGUUCUACAUUAACAAGCAGUCGAGCGGAUGUGACGCGGUUGGCUGGAUCAUGGUGUCCACCCAAAGGUCUUGCUUCUAUGAACGGACAUCAGCAGCUAAGCCAACGUUCCUCUACUCUAAAGCCACGACCGCCGAUUCUUGGAUGAACCGGGCAGAAGGCGAUGUCUUCAUGAUAUCUGCCCAUGGGGGCAUUGUGGCAACACGUCAAACAUCAGGCGUUCCAGCAGGUCCUCUUAAGCUCGCAAAUAUGUGUGAAUGUGCGACUAUAAUUGCCGUGUGUUCCUAUGGCGGCCACGACUACCGCACCGGCGAAUCUUGGCAAGAUGGCUGCGAGAAGAACUGCACGUGUCGCGACGCCAGCAUAGGCUACUACCAGUGUGACGAUCUGUGUCACAAGUACCAAAUGCCACUGCCUGAUGGUUGCCACCUUACCAAGUUACCUGGACAGUGCUGUGAGACACUGAACUGUUCCAUAUCUUCAACUGGCGGAUGCUACUAUCACGGACAUUACUAUCACCAAGGCCAGACAUGGGAUGAUGGCUGCGACUACAAGUGCACAUGUGAGAGAGACAUCGACGGUUUCUACACCUGUCGCACCAAAUGCUUAUCAUGGAAUCUGCCAGCUCAGUGCUACCUGGCCAGCCCACCAGCUGGUAAAUGUUGUCCUGUACCUACAUGUCCAGCAAGCAUUGUAGUAGUCUACCCUCCAGGUUAUGAACAGGAGUAAGCCAAACUGGUUGCAUGAGUCGCGAACCGCUCUUUCAUACCAUUGAGAUGCUUGAAGACUGUAAGAUGGACUUCAUGCCAUAUGAACUGCAUAUAGAUGCCAAAUAAGUACUAUACUAUGUAUAACUGUGAAAUAAAUAACUGCAUAACA
Messenger RNA from Pomacea canaliculata, 13171 nucleotides. RefSeq lists its product as uncharacterized. NCBI's taxonomy places the organism in Eukaryota, Metazoa, Mollusca, Gastropoda, Architaenioglossa, Ampullariidae. Gene Ontology annotation, molecular function: protein binding. The record is from RefSeq and is a predicted model, not a curated record.